AUGGUUGCCGGAGAUUACAGUAUAAACACUGGAGUGGUAAAACGGUUCGGGGCUGUGGACUACGUCCUGUUUACGCUCACUCUACUCAUAUCAUGUGGAAUCGGUGUCUUCUUCGCCAUCAAAGACCGAAACGUUGUCACCACGAAGAAUUACCUGCUUGCUGGACGGAAAAUGGACAUCGUGCCGGUGUCGAUGUCGUUGGUGGUGACGUUCAUGUCGGCGUUGACGCUGCUCGGCACCCCGGUGGAGAUGUACAACUACAACACCAUGUUCUGGUGGCUCAGUCUUAGCUUCGUGUUCGCUCUCAGCGCCGUCAUUCGAAUCUUCAUACCUUUUCUCUUUCAGUUGAGAAUUACCAGCACAUUCGAGUAUUUGGAGUUACGUUUCAGCAAGAAAGUGCGAGUUUUAGGCUGUCUCAUACUCAUUGUGCAGACGUUGAUAUAUCUGGCGUUCGUCUUAUACACCCCAUCAUUAGCGCUGUAUGCAGUGACUGGAUUCUCGUUAUGGGGUUCUGUGGCGGCCAUUGGACUGGUGGUUACUUUCUACACUGCUCUUGGCGGUAUGAAGGCCGUACUGUGGACGGACACGUUCCAGGCUGGAGUAAUAGCAGCAGGUCUACUGGCAGUCCUCAUCCAGGGAUCUAUCGUCGUGGGAGGAUUCGGUCGGGCCUGGGAGAUCGCCGACGAAAGACAACGUAUUUUGUUUGACGACUUUAGUUUUGAUCCAGCCACACGUCAUUCGUUCUGGUCGAUUGUGGUCGGUGCAGGUUUCUUCUGGAUGUCUCUGUACGGCAUCCACCAGGCACAGGUCCAGAGGUGCAUCAGUUUGCCCACCCUGAGGAAGGCGCAAUGGGCUCUAGCUAUCAACAUACCCGGUCUGAUUUUCAUCACCACCAUGUGCUGUAUGAUCGGCGUCGUCAUGUUCGCCUUCUACGCAGACUGCCAUCCAAUCAGCUUCAACAGACUGGUCAACAAGCCUGACGAGAUUCUUCCUCUCUAUGUGAUGGACAUCCUCGGACAUCUUCCUGGACUUCCAGGAAUAUUCAUCUCUUGUCUCUUCAGCGGAAGUUUAAGCUCUCUGUCGUCUGGUCUGAACGCUAUGGGAGCCGUGGUUGUCACCGACCUCAUCCGUCCGUACUGCUGCACCAAGAUGAGCGAUAGAACGGCCACCAUAGUAACCAAACUGGUUGUUUUGACUUUUGGUCUGGUGUCUAUGUGCCUGGCUUACGUCUGCUCUCUACUUGGAGGCGUCUUACAGGCUGCCUACAGCGUGUUCAGCAUUAUUAACGGACCUCUGUUUGGACUGUUUUUGUUUGGGAUGUUCUUCCCGUGGGGAAACCAGUGGGGCGCGUUUGUUGGGUGUUUGACCUCCCUGGCGUUCACGCUAUGGAUCGGAAUUGGAGCGUUCGUGAACAAAGUGAGAACACCUCGCUCACCCACGUGGACUGACGGCUGUAACUGGAACAUCACAACCACAACGCUGACCACCACACUGUCUACCACCAUAGCUACGACUGCGUCCACAGCUGCCACUACAGCUUCUACUACAAAGUCUAUCCUUCCCAUCUACACCAUGUCUUACUUCUACUACACUCCUGUUGCCAUGGUGACGGUGGUGGUCGUUGGAUUAAUAGUCAGCUUUUUGACAGGUUAUACAAGACCAUCGUCUCUCGACGCUAGACUUAUCUGCCCCUUGUUUGAUAGACUGUUCCCCUGUCUCCCUGAAGUAAUACUUAAACCUCUCAGGUUUGGGAUUGACCACAAAGGAAAAUACGACCGUCCAAUUCCUGAACACUGGGAUCACGUUUUCAAGCGAGCCCCCAUAUCCGACAAACCCUCUCUGUUCACGGAUAUAGAAAAAUGUUCAACAGACAAAAACAAUCAUUUUAACAAUGACAAUAGCUACAUAAAUAAGGAAGCAGCCAAUUCCAAUAAGGAAACACAGGGUAUGGACAACCCUGGAUUUCAUUUAUCUCAACAAAAUGAAGAUACCAAGAUGUGACCGAAAGAAUGAACAUUGUACACACGAAUUAAAGGGACUAUAUCCAGAGCCAGUUUAUCCUAGUAGCACGUGCUACGGUCCCCGCGCUCCAUAAACACAAAACAAACAAACAAACAAACAAAAAAACGCAAAAAAACAAAAAACCGAUGAAUUUAUUUUCCAGAUUUUUAUUAGAUCUUGAAAUUACUUCUUUGCCUUACUGUCUUUGACUGCCUCUGCUUUGCUUCCUAUACUUUUAGUAAAAGUAAUAUCCUGGGAAGAGGCCCACGCUGUUAUUUGUGCUACAGAACCCGCGGAUUAGAGAUUUUGGCGAUUAAGAUGAUGUCGACCAAUAGAGACUUUAUAACGACUGUAAUUACAUGUUAAAUAUAGUUUACUAAAUAAAAUAUCAGUGAUUGUAUAUUAAACAUAUUUCUGAUAGUUCUAGUGUUUGCACUAAGUCAAACUUAACUUUAUAUCCUAAUAAUAAUUUUGGGCUACUUACAAAUCUUUACCAGGAGCACAUUGAAUAUUCAGACACUGCUAUUCUAAGCAAGAAAAUACAUAUGUAAUAUUUAAUACUGGUCGGUAAAAAUAUUUAUUAGUCGAAGUAAUAACGGUAGAUUCGUACUUUACCACCGACAUCGACUGACGAGUAGUCGAUUAGCUUAAUUCUGGUUCUCGGUGUAAACAGUGGUUUCCCCAAGACGAAUCCACCGAUAUAGCAACAAGUAGUCUGUUAUGUAUAUUGUGCAUCUUGAUGCUGUUAUAUUAUAUGUGAAUUCCUCUAAGGCCAUCGAAUGAUGGCUUCGAGUUUAAUAAAGUUCUAUU
This is a messenger RNA of Gigantopelta aegis, 2811 nucleotides long. RefSeq names its product sodium-dependent multivitamin transporter-like. The transcript is spliced from 15 exons. Gene Ontology annotation, molecular function: symporter activity. Gene Ontology annotation, biological process: transmembrane transport; sodium ion transport. The record is from RefSeq and is a predicted model, not a curated record. The coding region runs from base 1 to 2001 and encodes 666 amino acids. Gene Ontology annotation, cellular component: membrane. NCBI's taxonomy places the organism in Eukaryota, Metazoa, Mollusca, Gastropoda, Neomphalida, Peltospiridae.